UGCUUUAAUCUUGUUAUCUCUGCUCUGUUAUCGCUAACAAUGCACGUGUCUCUGGUGCAGACAGCUCCGUUAGAGAUAGCUUUAAUGGGUAUAGAUCGCGUCGAUCAGAUUGGUUAUGCUGCUGGCACUGUAAGCUGGGCUUAUCCACUAGCUGACAAACGGGAAAUGGUUCCGGAGCUGAAACUGUCGCUACUGCAAGAUCGGUUCCAACAAGAUGAUGUCAAUAUAUGGCAAAUGCAUUUAAUGCAACUCAACCUGCUGAAGAUUUUGGUUAUAUUGGAUGUGAUGAUAUUUAUAUUUGUAUGUUACGUAACGUGCAUAAAUUAA
This is a messenger RNA of Drosophila novamexicana, 327 nucleotides long. RefSeq lists its product as uncharacterized. Lineage: Eukaryota; Metazoa; Arthropoda; Insecta; Diptera; Drosophilidae. The transcript has 3 exons. The record is from RefSeq and is a predicted model, not a curated record. The coding region runs from base 40 to 327 and encodes 95 amino acids.